UCAGGUGAUCCACCUGCCUCGGCCUCCCAGAGUGCUAGGAUUACAGGUGAGAGCCACCAUACCCGGCCACCUCUGCUUUUUUGGAGCUGACAUUGUUGUGGGGGUGACAGGCAAAUGGGUUAGCUGAUGACUAGGAUAAUUUCAUGAAGAUGUGAACCAGUGAAGCAAUUAAAUCAAGGUAAAGUGUGGCUGGAUGCGGUGGCUCAUGCCUGUAAUCCUAGCACUUUGGGAGACCAAGGCAAGAGGGUUGUGUCAGCCUAGGAAUUUAAGAGCUGCCUAGGCAGCAUAGCGAGAUCCUGUCUCUUAACAAACAAACAAAAACAAGGUAAAGUAGGCUGGGUGCGGUGGCUCAUGCCUGUAAUCCCAGCAGUCAGGGAGGCUGAGGCGGGUGGAUCGCCUGAAGUCAGGAGUUCAAGACCAGCCUGGCCAACAUGGUGAAAUCUUGUCCCUACUAAAAACUACAAAAAUUAGCCAGGCAUCAUGGCAGGCACCUGUAAUCCCAGCUACCUGGGAGGGUGAGGCAGGCGAAUCGCUUGAACCCGGGAGGCGGAGGUUGCGGUGAGCUGAGAUCGCGCCAUUGCGCUCCAGCCUGGGCAACAGGAGUGGAACUCCGUAUCAAAAAGAAAUAAAAAAGCAAGGUCAAGUAGUAAGAGAAGCAGUAAGAGUGACCGGAAUAGGGGUCCCUGACCUCUUGGGAGAGGAGACAUUGGAGGUGGUGAUGAUUUGCUGAGGCAGCCACACACGUUCAGCUUGUGAAGACAGCAGGUGUGUGACGGGGGAUGAGGGAGGAAGCUGGCAGAUCUGUGCAAAUGAGAGGUGCCUGUGGCCUUGGGCUCAUGGAAGUGGGAGGUGAUGGGAUUCUAAUAUGCUCGGGUACAGUUUACAAAUACAACCUCUCUUAGUUUGCCCAAUACCUCCAAAUUCCUGGGCUGGCACACCUGAGGUUCAGGUGGCAUGACUGAGCCACAGUCACACAUCGCCGCUGUAGGAUACCACCACGAUUGGGUUAGAUUCCAGCACAUGGGGGUCCCAGCCUGGCCUCUUGGUCCCACCUCACCUGGUGACUGGUGCAGACCACUCUGUUCUUGCCUGUUUCAGGCAGCGGAGGAGGAGGAAGAGAUGGACCUCCCGGACUCGGCCUCGAGGGUCUUCUGCGGCCGCAUCCUGAGCAUGGUGAACACAGAUGAUGUCAACGCCAUCAUCCUGGCCCAGAAGAACAUGCUCGACCGCUUUGAGAAGACCAAUGAGAUGCUGCUCAACUUCAACAACCUGUCCAGCGCCCGCCUGCAGCAGAUGAGCGAGCGCUUCCUGCACCACACAAGGACCCUGGUAGAGAUGAAACGGGACCUGGACAGCAUCUUCCGCCGGAUCAGGCUUCGCUGUGCACUUAAGUGUCUGGGACAAUUCCAACCUUGGGAUAAAAUCUUGACGACGCUGAAAGGGAAACUGGCCAGGCAGCACCCAGAGGCCUUCAGCCAUAUCCCGGAGGCGUCCUUCCUGGAGGAAGAGGAUGAAGACCCCAUCCCACCCAGCACCACGACCACCAUCGCCACCUCAGAACAGAGCACGGGCUCAUGUGACACCAGCCCCGACACCGUCUCGCCGUCCCUGAGCCCUGGCUUCGAGGACCUGUCCCAUGUCCAGCCUGGCUCCCCAGCCAUCAACGGCCGCAGCCAGACAGAUGAUGAGGAGACGACGGGCGAAUAGACCUACUGCCCGGUGCCUUGAGGGGUCUCAGGGCAGCGGCAUACAAGGUGGCAACGGGUAACCCUGCCUUGUUCUGUCACCCAGGGCUCCUUUGCUGCCCCGUUCUGUCACCCAGGGCUCCUAGGGGAACAGGGCUGUCUCCCGAGGGGUGUGAAAUUCCUGGGGGGUCUUUAAUUCUGGCUCCUUCCUUCCUCAGAACACCUCUCUUCUGCAAGACCCCUCUGCCAUGCCAGGGCACGCCCAUUCCGGCUGGAGUCGCAGGGCUGGGCACGGGAAUUUUUCCAGAGCUGAGCCUGACGUCUGCUCUGCAGAAUGCUUGAAAGGUUCCCAGAGACCAGAGCCAGAUGUCCCCCACCCCCGGUCAGGACCUCCUUGAGGUGCACAAGCACGGUCUCCUCUGAGUUCACCCCAGCCCACCCCUGCACCCACUAAUUCUGCUUUUCCUGCCCCUUGCUCCGUAAAAGUAUCAAAUACUGUCUCCUUGGUAUCUCAAAGAGGUUUCUGAGAUAGGUAGAAGUCUUGAGAUGGAGGCUGGCCAUCCAUUCAGCCCUGAGCAUGCUGAGGCCUGUGUUUCUCUGAGUAGAGGUGUGGAACCUGAGGGGCCAGCAGGCCUCUCUGAGGGCCUCCAUGGAGCAAACGGAGCCACCCUGGGAAAGAGUUUAAUGGAAUAUUUUUGUACCCAAUGUUUACAGAUGCUGUUGGGAAGUUAUCAAUAAAAAGACACCAUUACUAAAAAGGGAAAAGUA
Molecule: messenger RNA, 2453 nt
Organism: Mandrillus leucophaeus (drill)
Lineage: Eukaryota; Metazoa; Chordata; Mammalia; Primates; Cercopithecidae
Gene: KXD1
Product: KxDL motif containing 1
Exons: 5
Coding region: 955-1707 (250 amino acids)
Biological process (GO): lysosome localization
Cellular component (GO): BORC complex
Source: RefSeq, a predicted model, not a curated record